AGUAAACUGCUUCUAUCUAAAGUCUAAACCUCAUUUCAUAACAAUAACAUAAAUUCUUUCAUUUCUUCCUUGUUCUUAACUAUGUUCCUAAAUAUUACAUACAUCUCUUUCUUAUGUUUCUUCUUAUUGAUAAUAAUCACUUCUUUUCCAACACAAUCCCACUCUCAACCAGUUCACGAUUAUUCAAGUUGUAACUAUGUCGACCAUUCUUACAACUGCGGAAAUAUUUCCAACAUAAUAUAUCCAUUUUGGGGACAAAAUCGUCCGUAUCGCUGUGGCGCCGGCAACCCGUUUUACCUUAACUGCCACAACAACAGUAUUACUACCAUUCUAUUAUCAUCACAAAAUUUCACAGUACUUGAUAUUAACUCACAAAUUCACACCAUCAAACUUAAGAGAACAGACCUUUCCCAAAAUUUUUGUUCUCCUCAAUACAAUGAUACUUUCUUGUCUCCAACAAUAUUUCAGUACCUCCCAAGUGUCAAAAUCAUAGACAUAUACUACAAUUGUACUUACAAUGUCUCUCAAGAUUUACUUAAAAAAUCUCUGUGUGGAUCUCACAAUCCUUCCUUUUCUGAUUCCCAUUGGCUGUUUUUCGAAAAUCUAGAUCAAAAGAGAUGUGAGAAACAUAUUAAAGUGCCGGUAGAAUAUGAACAUUAUUUUGAUUAUGACGAUCUCAAAGAAUAUUUGGAUAAGGGAUUUGAGGUAGAAUACAGUGUGAAUGAGGGAUGUUUAAAUUGUUUGGGAAAUGAAGGAUAUUGUUCGAGUGAUUAUUUGGAUAAAAAUGUUGAUUUGUGCUAUUAUGAUAAUUGUCCAGAUGGGUCUAUUGAUAAUAACUGUUCUCCUCUUCACAAUAAUUCCUCUACUACCAUCACAGGUAAGCAGUUGAGCAGGCAAGGGAAAAUGAAAAUCAUUCUAGGUGUUGGAAGUGCAGCAAUGGUAGCAUUGCUGAUGUGCAUCACAAUUUGUUAUUUUAGAGGCAAGUCAUUAAUACAACAAGUAACAUCUUGGUUUAGGACAAAGAAUGAUAAAAACAUUGAAGCAUUUUUAAAAGAUCAUGGAGCUCUAUUGCAGAAAAGAUAUAAAUAUUCAGAAAUAAAGAACAUGACAAACUCGUUAAAGGAUAAGCUCGGGCAAGGGGGUUUUGGUGUUGUGUACAAAGGAAAGUUAUUUAAUGGUUGUCUUGUGGCAGUGAAGAUAUUGAAUGUAUCAAAAGGAAAUGGUGAGGAAUUUAUUAAUGAGGUUGCUAGUAUUUCUAGAACCUCUCAUGUUAAUGUUGUCACCCUUCUUGGAUUUUGUUUUGAAGGCAACAAAAAAGCUCUCGUAUAUGAAUUUAUGUCAAAUGGUUCUCUUGACAAAUUUAUCUACAAUAAGGAACUUGAAACAAUUGCAUCUUUGAGUUGGGAUAAAUUGUAUAAAAUUGCAAAAGGGAUAGCUCGUGGACUAGAGUACUUGCAUGGAGGAUGUACCACUAGAAUUUUACAUUUUGACAUAAAACCACACAACAUCCUUUUAGAUGAUAAUUUAUGUCCGAAGAUUUCAGAUUUUGGACUUGCAAAACUAUGUCUCAGGAAAGAAAGCAUUGUUUCAAUGUCAGAUCAAAGAGGAACAAUGGGGUAUGUAGCUCCAGAAGUGUGGAAUAGACAUUUUGGAGGAGUUUCACACAAGUCUGAUGUUUAUAGUUAUGGAAUGAUAUUGCUGGAAAUGGUUGGAGGGAGGAAAAACAUUAAUGCUGAUGCAAGUCGCACAAGUGAGAUAUAUUUUCCUCAUUGGGUAUACAAAAGGCUUGAGCUUGCUAGUGAUUUUAGACCUGAUGGAAUAAUGGAUACAGAAGAAGAUAAGAUUGCAAGGAGAAUGACCAUUGUAGGUUUGUGGUGUAUUCAAACGUUUCCUAAUGAUAGGCCUACAAUGAGUAAAGUGAUUGAAAUGUUAGAUGUUAGCAUGAAUUCGUUGGAAAUGCCACCAAAACCAUUGCUUUCUUCUCCGACUAGAUCUGUAUCAGAGUCUUCCACGUCCUAAAAUCUGAGGGUAUGUGUAAUUUUUAAUUAGAGUAGAGAUCAUCUUAUCACUUUUAAUCAUCUUGUCAUGCAAGUGGGUCUCAGUGCUCAAAUUAUUUUUAUAUUCAAUGCAGAAUCAUGAACAAUUUGUGAUGUAACGUUUAUGUUUUAAAUUUAUAAUUUUAACAUCAUA
Molecule: messenger RNA, 2190 nt
Organism: Medicago truncatula (barrel medic)
Lineage: Eukaryota; Viridiplantae; Streptophyta; Magnoliopsida; Fabales; Fabaceae
Product: LEAF RUST 10 DISEASE-RESISTANCE proteinUS RECEPTOR-LIKE PROTEIN KINASE-like 2.4
Exons: 3
Coding region: 82-2019 (645 amino acids)
Biological process (GO): protein phosphorylation
Molecular function (GO): polysaccharide binding; ATP binding; protein kinase activity
Source: RefSeq, a predicted model, not a curated record